Molecule: messenger RNA, 1425 nt
Organism: Fusarium tjaetaba
Lineage: Eukaryota; Fungi; Ascomycota; Sordariomycetes; Hypocreales; Nectriaceae
Exons: 6
Coding region: 1-1425 (474 amino acids)
Molecular function (GO): protein binding
Source: RefSeq, a predicted model, not a curated record
AUGGCAGUACUUCUCCAGCCGAAAAGUCCAGCUCACAGAGCCUCAUGGAUCCUGCUCGUGUUGAAAGCCAUUAACUCUGGUGCAACCGGGGAUGCUGCUGCCCCUAAAUUCCAGGCUGAGUUCUGGUUCCCUCACAACAUUUUCUGGUCAAAAAUUAUCCAGAUCCAGGCUACUUACCACACGGUCACCGGUCCUUCUCUACAGCUGCGAACGUAUCGCCAUGUGCCCGACAGCGCACCAGCCGUCAACUACGCUAUGAACGGAAACAUCACGGCCCUGCGAGCCCUGUUUGCUCAAGGGCUGGCGUCUCCUGUUGAUAUCAGCUACACUCGUGGAUACUCCUUAUUACGUUGGGCUAUAUACUCGCAACAAUGGGAAACAUGUCGUUUCUUAUUCGACCAGGGAGCAGACGCGGAUUAUAGACCAAAAGCUCCUAGUGACAAUAGUCCUCGCAACAAAGCCACUGAUCUCAUCUUGCAAGGUGGCCUUGGACGGGAAGCUGUCGAUGCCCUGUCCCGCAUCAGCCGCCGAGAAGAUUGGUUAGAGGAACAAGACUUGCACCCCGUGCACAUGAUCGUCCUUGGACUUUCUGGUAAAGACCUUGUUCAGGAACUUCAAGCAAAUCCUGAAGCCGUCGACGACCAAGACGCAAUGGGACGGACUGCCAUCCUCUGGGCAGCGGCUCGGGGUGACGACGAAGCUGUUACUACACUUCUGCGCUUCAAGGCAAACCCAAAUACAAUGGACUGCCAACACGCAGGGCCCCUUUCUUACGCCGCAGACCGCAACUAUACUGUCUGUGCCCAAAUUCUCCUGGCUGCGGGUGCCGAUCCAGAUCCUGUCAUCCCAGGGGGUUACAGAAUAGGCAGCCCACUCAACUGCGCAGCUCGCAACGCCACUGAUCCCCUUCUUGUCAAGGCUUUACUCGAAUAUGGAGCAAAGGUUGAUGCUUGCGGCGUGGAUGGUCAGACUUCUCUGAUUCAUGCUGCACGAACCGACAACGUCAAAUUCGCCCAACUCUUUCUUGAAAACCACGCCAACGUCGAUGCAAUUUCAACAAAUGGCCAGACUCCCCUCAUGACAGCUAUUGUGAACAAUAGUCAUGGAGUACUCAGUCUCUUACUCGAUAAACGGGAACAAAAUAGCGUUCGUCCUCGCCUCGCCGCGCCGCACCUACUUGAAACUUUGGCGCAGUAUGCUGAUCUUAAAACCAUGCGCAUUCUCCUUCACGCAGAUCAUUCAAGUGUUGAGCACACUGAAGCUUACAGUACUGGAGAUUUGGAUGCGCUUCUUUGCCAGCGACGUGAUGUGGACGAAGAGAUGGUACAGAUCUGUGCCGAACUGCUCAAACUGUUCCGUACAAAAGCAAGUUGCUCUGAAACCGAGAGCAGUGAGAGUUUGAUGGAGAAGGGUAGUGUCUUUUAA